Molecule: messenger RNA, 1558 nt
Organism: Blastomyces dermatitidis ER-3
Lineage: Eukaryota; Fungi; Ascomycota; Eurotiomycetes; Onygenales; Ajellomycetaceae
Product: PfkB family carbohydrate kinase
Exons: 3
Coding region: 132-1316 (394 amino acids)
Source: RefSeq, a predicted model, not a curated record
CCACCCUCUCCCAUCAGUCUUCCUCUCAGUCCACAGGACUACAACGCACUUCCGAUGAGAUCGCGAGGCUGUGCAGUUGACUAGAUUCAUUAGUUCGCACCUAAAUUGGAUAUCUACAUGUGUCUGAUAGGAUGUCUACAAACGACACCGGUAACGCACCAUUCCUAUGCAAUGUCGACUUCUGCACGUUGGGAAUGUUCAUUAUCGAUGAGAUUGAAUUUGAAGCCCCGAAGCCACCUGUGAAAAACAUCAUUGGAGGCGCUGGCGCCUAUGCAGUUGUUGGCGCGCGAAUGGUAGCGGGCAAGGAGCAUUCCCAGUCAGUAAACUGGAUCGUCGAUGCUGGCUCUGACUUCCCGGUGGAAAUGCGACAGAUUAUUUCAUCCUGGGAUACCUCCUGUAUACUGAGAGAGUCUUCAGAAAGGCUUACUACACGGGCAUGGAAUCGUUACGGCCCGAACGAGAAAAGAGACUUCCGGUAUCUUACACCAAAACUUCGCUUACAUCAUAGCUCGCUUUCGGACUCUCAAGUAUUUUCCAAAACAUUUCACAUGGUCUGCUCCCCUGAACGCUGCUGUCAGAUUAUCGAGGGAAUUCUUCAGAGGCGGGAAAGAAUUUCGCAACGCAAAGAGGUUGAACAGCCUAUUGCUGAGCGGCGUCCAAUUUUUGUGUGGGAGCCUGUGCCAGAUUUGUGUCGCCCAGAGGAGCUUCCAAUGUUCUAUAAGGCUUUGAAACAGGUGGACGUGGUCAGCCCCAAUGAUCUUGAGUUGGCUAAUAUGUUUGGCAAUGAAUCAUGGAAUGCUAGAAAUGGUGGGGACCAAGCCAUAGCAGACGACAUAGUGAAAUCUGGAAUUGGGCAAGACGGAAAUGGAAUGCUCGUGGUGAGAGCAGGGAAGGACGGCUGUUAUGCAUUCUCCCGGGAUCUCUCUUUGCAUAUUCCGGCAUACCACGGGGCGAACGUCGUUGAUCCAACAGGCGCCGGAAAUGCGUUUCUUGGAGCCCUAGCUCAGUCCCUUGUUAGCAAUGACACAAAACCGCUCAGAGUUGUCAGAUCAACACUUGGAGAAUCUGUAGAAUGGGCUUCCAUUGCCAAUUCAUGGGGUGAGCAAGGGCGGAUUCCGGUAGCAUUGAUUUGUGCCACAGUGGCGGCUAGCUUUGUAAUCGAACAAGUAGGGAUGCCGAAUAUAUCCCAUUCCGACGGAGGAGAGGAGUCGUGGAAUGGUGAAAGUUAUACUGAACGGAUCCGUCUAUAUACGAAGCAACUCGCUCACAACUUUGCCAAAGCCUCAGAAAUACAAAAAAGAAAUUCAAUUGCUUGAUCGAUUGUUUGAUCGAUUGAUAAUAGUAUGUGUAUCUAAUCCCAUUGAAUCAACGCCAAGAGGAAGAAUGUAUGUAUAAUGCACAAAGAUCAUCAACCCAAAUGAACCUCCCCGUCAUUUUUCUUCAUGACUUGCUUGCCGCAGCCGAUUCCUUUUCGUGUUCACCGAUUUGUUUGCUCCACCUAUAAAGUAUGAUAAGUCUUUGAACGUGUAGUAUUUUGUUAUCUGCAGGAGGUGCGGGG